Molecule: messenger RNA, 1407 nt
Organism: Gongylonema pulchrum
Lineage: Eukaryota; Metazoa; Nematoda; Chromadorea; Rhabditida; Gongylonematidae
Source: the annotation of a GenBank genome assembly
AUGGGAGAAGCAAAGCAAGGAGCUUGCGGUACUGGUGCAAAAAAAGGGGGCGGUUAUGGUGUAGAAGGUGCAGAUGGCAUUGUAAAUGCAUCAGGUGCUGGAGGCUCCGGUGGCAAAUCAAGUGGGUACAGCGGAAAUUUCAACGAAAGAAGCAGUUACAUGAUGCUAGGAGGAGCUGGUACAGGAGCAGGUACCUAUGCGACGGGAAGCGGAGGUGGUGCUGCUGGUGCUACCUCUGCCGGCUCCAGUGGUUAUAAAGGAAACUUUAAUGAAAGAAGUAGCUAUGUGAUGUUGGGGGGAACUGGUGCGGAAGCGGGCACCUAUUCCCAAAACGGCAGAGGCGGUGCUGCAACCGGUACCUCUACUGGUUCUAGUGGUUAUAAAGGAAACUUAAAUGAAAGAAGCAGUUACGUGAUGUUGGGAGGCGCCGGUGCAGGGGCAGGUACCUAUGCCACAGGAGGCGGGGGUGGUGCCUCUACUGGUUCCAGCGGCUAUAAAGGGAACUUUAAUGAAAAGAGCAGCUAUGUGAUGCUGGGAGGGGCCGGUGCAGGGGCAGGUACCUAUGCCACAGGAAGCGGGAGUGGUGCUGCUAGUGGUACCUCUACUGGUUUCAGUGGUUAUAAAGGAAGCUUAAACGAAAGGAAAAGCGACAUGGUGCCGGGAGAAGCCAGUGUAGAAGCAGACACCCAUGUCACAGGGAGCGGGGGUGGCACUGCUAGCGGUAAUACUACCGGUUCCAGUGGUUAUAGAGCGAAUUCUAAUGAAAAAAGCAGGUAUUUCGCGGCUGGAAUAGAUAAAGGUACAGACGGUGUAAUUGUUCCUUCGAUUCUGCAGGAAUCUGAUAACGAUACGUACUUCACGCUGCCAUCCGCAAACCGCAGUAAAGCAAAAGGCGCUGGUAAGGUUGCAUCCGCCCCGAAAGGUAUCUCAAAUGAGCGAAGUAGCUACUUUGUACUGGGGCAAGGGCCUCAAAGUACUGCGCCGAGUAGUGCCGGCGUUGGUACUGCUAAAAAAGAUGGAAGUACCAACAUUACUGCGCAAAAUGCUACUAAGCCUGUCGCUACUCGUGCAUCUGGUAAAACGGCUUACGGGCCCGGGACUUACUUGGCACAAAGUAUGAACAAAGAUCGAAGCCUUUAUCUUGGGCCAGCAGCGCUUGGAGUCAACGCAGUGGGAGCUGCAAAUCAGAAAAAAGGCGCUGGAUCAAAAGGCACCAAAAAUGCAGCUUCCAAUGCUCAAAGCGUAUACCUUCUACCUGGUGGCAUAGCAUCCGCUGCACGGAACGAUGAAAGUCUGGAAGACAUGCAGAUGACGAAUAUUAAUUCAUAUAAGUCCAUCGGCUCUGGGCUGGAAAAUGAGCAGACGCUGUCGGACCAAAAAGUCAAGCAUAAAGUCACCGGAAAGUGA